Molecule: messenger RNA, 831 nt
Organism: Cadophora gregata
Lineage: Eukaryota; Fungi; Ascomycota; Leotiomycetes; Helotiales; Ploettnerulaceae
Exons: 2
Coding region: 1-831 (276 amino acids)
Source: RefSeq, a predicted model, not a curated record
AUGCCUUUCAUCACCACUAAAGAUCAGACUUCAAUCUACUACAAAGAUUGGGGUAACCCAAACGGACAAGUAGUUACCUUCUCCCAUGGCUGGCCCUUGAACUCAGACAACAUUGAAAACCAGAUGUUCUUCCUCGCCUCAAAAGGCUACCGCUGCAUCGCCCACGACCGCCGCGGUCACGGCCGCUCCUCGCAGCCCUGGGACGGAAACAACAUGGACCAAUACGCCGACGAUCUAUCCGAGCUCUUCGAGCACCUCGACAUCAAGAAUGUCAUGAUGGUCGGUCACUCAACUGGUGGCGGAGAAGUAGUCCGCUACCUCGGCCGUCACGGCUCAUCUCGCGUCUCCAAAGCCGUUCUCAUCAGUGGCAUCCCACCCAUCAUGUUGAAGUCCGAGUCCAACCCCAAAGGCACGCCCAUGGAAGUAUUUGACGGAUUCCGCUCAGCCAUGAUAGCCGACCGAGCCCAGUUCUUCGUUGAUGUGCCAACCGGACCAUUCUUUGGAUUCAAUAAACCUGGUGCAAAGGUCUCGCAGGGUCUCAUUGAUAGCUGGUUUCAGCAGGCCAUGAUUUGCGGCUUCAAGGGAGCUUAUGAUUGCAUUACGGUAUUCAGUGAGACUGACAUGACGGAGGAUAUGAAGAAAAUCGAUAUCCCUGUGUUGCUUCUUCAUGGUGAUGCGGAUCAGGUCGUGCCGAUUGCGGAUGCGGCUGAGAUUGGGGUCAAGCUGUUGAAGAAGGGAACGCUGAAGGUCUACCCUGGUGGACCGCAUGGUUUGCAUAACAUAGAGGUUCAAGGUGUCAAUGAGGAUUUGUUGGGUUUCUUGAAUGCUUAA